GAUGGAAUGUUUGAUUUCUCUAGAAUGUCAGAAUGUUAGCUAAAAACAUUAGUUUGCGCCAACCCAAGCACGAACACCUUUGCGAAUUAGCUACAAUUACUCAUCUUUAUUUUUAGUUAUUGUCAAAAGUCCAUCUAUCAUUUCCUCAAAUAAUUAAUGGAUUUUAGCAAUAAAAACCCGAGUGCCUCUUCUACAUCUGCACAGAUGUUCAGUUCGAGUACUGAAUACCUGCAGACUGUAGAGCGCUGCUGGGACAAGAGUUACUACAAUGAGCAGAAGAAGCUGAUGAAGCAGUUUCUGGUGCUCCAGAGACAAGGCGUCCAGAGUCAUGUCCCUCACCACACCACUGUGGAGGACAUGAGCAACUGGCUUGUUAAGAACAAGACCCUGGAGCAAAACCCUGAGGUCUGCGAUGAGGUUGUAAGAGCUCUAAAGAGCAUUUCCCGGAGCCUGGCCUUCCAGCCGUACUCCAAGCUGUGCUGUCCCUCUAAGGUGGUGGUGGACAUCGUGCCCAGGCUGCUCCAGGCCCUCUGGUCCCGCCAGAUGGAAGGCCCCUGUGACAUGUCCUCCAUGGCCCUGAGCAACAUGAGUGUCACCAAAGUGCUGGCAGUAGUGGAUAACCUCUCUGGAGUUCUGAAGGCCCUUCCUGUCGCUCAGGUCUACUACUCACGUUCCACUGGUGUCAGGAUGGUCCACUCACUCAACCGUAAGAUCCAGUUCCUAAGCAGCCCUGAGGACCUUAGGAGGACUCUUUUAAUCCAAAGUUCCACCCUGAUCAGCACCAUCAUUGAAGCUGUGAGCACGAAAGUCCAGAGGAUGUUUGAAGCUCCUGCUGACUACAUUCCAUUAAGCUCUAUCCGCAGCUGGCUAUCAGAGCCAAAGGCGAGCGAGGUUCGUCCAAAGUGCUCUGACCAGCUGGUAAUCUCCUCGGAGCUCCUGAGGACCAUCAUUGGUCUGAUAGUUUAUGUAGUCUUCGAAGGCCACCUAGAGGAAGACAUCAACCUUCAUUACUGGCCCCUCAUAAAUGACAUAAUCCACCAGCUGUCACUGUGUGGGGUCAAAGUCACAAAGAGAGCGAGCAAGGCUAACUGGCAUCUUGGCUGGGACCAGAUCCUUGAGAUGGUGACAAACAUCCAUACCCAUCUUCACCACUACACUGGCACAGAGCUGGUACUUAGGUUUGCAACAUCUGCCAGGGCCACCAUGCUAACGAGGCACAUGGUUCACCAUGUGGUCGAGGAGCUGGUAAAGCUGAAGGACUUGGAUGAAGGGACAACAGCUUCAGGGAGCAGUGAGUCUGUGGACGUGAACCUGGCAAUCACCGACCACUUUGUCCCUAUCCUUGUCAAAGCGGUGGACUGGCUUCAACCCCUGGCCACUACCCCAGCGGUGGACAUAGCAGCACCCCUAAUCACUAACUCAGUCAAAGUGGACAACAUCACAACAACCCUGACCACUACACCAGUUGACCUCCAGUCAGGGGAUGUUGUGGUCAAACACCCAGCACCCUGCAUUCCAACUGCAGGCUUUGCCACGGCACCAUGCAUACUACCCCCAGGCUUUGCCCCGGCACCAUGCACCCCACCACCAAGCUUUGCUCUUGCAUCCUGCACCCCACCACCAGGCUUUUCCCCAGCAUCCUGCCCCCCACCACCAGGCUUUUUCCCGGCAUCCUGCCCCCCACCACCAGGCUUUGCCCCAGCACCCUGCAUUCCACCCCCAGGCUUUGCCCCGGCACCCUGCACCCCACCACCAGGCUUUGCCCCAGCACCCUGCAUUCCACCCCCAGGCUUUGCCUCGGCAUCCUGCACCCCACCACCAGGCUUUGCUCUUGCAUCCUUCCCCCCACCACCAGUCCCUCCCCCGUCCAUCCUGAGACACAUUGUCCUCCGGUUCUUGGAGAAGUCAGGCUGUGCUCCGGCACACUGCACCCCACCACCAGGCUUUGCCCCGGCACCCUGCACCCCACCACCAGGCUUUGCCCCAGCACCCUGCAUUCCACCCCCAGGCUUUGCCUCGGCAUCCUGCACCCCACCACCAGGCUUUGCCCCGGCACCCUGCACCCCACCACCAGGCUUUGCCCCAGCACCCUGCUUUGCCCCAGCACCCUGCAUUCCACCCCCAGGCUUUGCCUCGGCACCCUGCACCCCACCACCAGGCUUUGCCCCAGCACCCUGCAUUCCACCCCCAGGCUUUGCCUCGGCAUCCUGCACCCCACCACCAGGCUUUUCCCCAGCAACCUGCACUCUGUCGCCAUGCUUUGCAGCUAAUGCCAUGCCAGGCUUUGGCACGAAAGUCAUCCUGAAACUAAUGGUCCAGCUAUUCCUGGAGAGGCUCCCUCCUGCAUCAGAGGACCUUGUGUCAGAGUGCCUCACUGUCGCCGAUCGUAUCUGCACGCUGUUUCAAAGCAUCACCGCCAGAUUCCGCAACACCAUUAAUGAGGACCUGGAGAAAUGUACAGACUCUGACAGUAAGCAGUACUGGGCUUACACCUUCUACUGGGAGUACAUGAAGAGGUACCCAUCAUCCCAGUGCCUGGGGAUUGAAGCCUUCACAUGUGAUGAGGAGAGAUGUUUAGUGGUGGCCAACUUGUUUGCAAAGAAAAUGUACCCCAAGAUGUUCCUCUCAGCAGAAGACUUCGACACGGCUGAAGAUUCAGGGAGCAAUGGAUCUGUGGACAUGAACCUGGCAAUCUCCGACGAAUUUGUCCCUAACCCUGUCAAGGUGUUGGAGGUGCUUCGACCCCUGUCACUGCCAGACAUCAAAGAGCCCUUGACCACUAUCCAUGACAAAGUGGUGGACAACACAACAACAACCCUGGUUGCUGCCCCAGUUAAGGUGGACAACAUCACAACACCCCUGGCCCUGACCAUUAACCCAGUCAACCUCAAGGUUACGGAUGAACCAGUUGACCUCCAGUCAGAAGAUGUUGUGGUCAUCAAACCAAAGAAAAGCAGAGUCAUGAGAUUCUUCCGUCGACUUUUCUGCUGCAUGUCCAAAGAUGAUUUCAAGGUGUGAACCUGACCAGCUUUUCAGCUGAUGACUUCAGAUCACACACACACAUUUACAUUACAUUUACAUUUUAUCCAGAGCGACUUACAGUUAGUGCAUACAUUUUCAUACU
This is a messenger RNA of Coregonus clupeaformis (lake whitefish), 3124 nucleotides long. RefSeq lists its product as uncharacterized. The record is from RefSeq and is a predicted model, not a curated record. Bases 157 to 3018 code for a protein of 953 amino acids. NCBI's taxonomy places the organism in Eukaryota, Metazoa, Chordata, Actinopteri, Salmoniformes, Salmonidae. The transcript is spliced from 10 exons.